Rhipicephalus sanguineus (brown dog tick) is the source of this 2400-nucleotide messenger RNA. RefSeq lists its product as uncharacterized. The coding region runs from base 834 to 2291 and encodes 485 amino acids. The record is from RefSeq and is a predicted model, not a curated record. NCBI's taxonomy places the organism in Eukaryota, Metazoa, Arthropoda, Arachnida, Ixodida, Ixodidae. The transcript is spliced from 4 exons.
CUUUUUUUUGUUUGGAUGUAUCCAGUCUGCAGAUGAUAAAGUCUGGCAGCAAGUUUUAUUGCUUUCUGAAAUAGUGCAGCUGGUUACGGCACCGGCAAUCACAACAGCCAUGGUUACUGAGGCUUAAAGAUCUGAUAGAAGACUAUGUGACAAAUCGACAAGUUCUUUUUCCACACAUCCCCUUAAAACCAAAACAUCACUACCUCCUCCACUACCCAUAUUUGAUCAUGCAAUUUGGACCCUUGACUAAGAUGUGGACACUACGAUGUGAAAGCAAACACAGUUAUUUCCGAAAAACUGCACGUGCUUGUCAGAAUUUCAAAAACUUGACAGCUACACUUUCCAGCCGCCAUGAACUUUUUCAAGCCUACAAAACCGCGAGGAGCAAGUGUGAUGACCUCUACAAUGCCUUCACAUUAGAGGUAGAGCUCUGUGCUCCUGAAGUGCAAGUAACCAUUCGUGGAGCUCUUUCUGAUUGCGAAUCAAUUUUAGCUGCACACCAAGCAACAAUUCGCGGAACCUUGUACAAAAAAGAGAUGAUAGUUCCAAUGUAUUGGAAUGACGGCACAACAGUGUUCGGGGAAAUAUUGUUAAUCAUUCUGAAGAACAAAGAAUUUUUUUUCGUGAUGAAAACUGUUCAGACUUCGUACGAUGCCGGAAUGCACUUGUUUACUGUUGAAAGCAAUGAUGGUCCCGUUAAAUGCAUGAGAUGCGACGAUCUUAUAGACCACGUUCCGCUAUUUAAGUACAAGCUCGCGCAUGCUAGGUACCUUAUGGUUGUGCUGAAGCAUGCGUUACUGGACAUUGUUUAAUUUUGUUCCCAGGCUGCAGUCAUGGAAUUGGAGACCCUAAUUUCGGAGACAGUACCGUGGCUUGGAAGUGAGACGGUGAGGAUGACUGUAGAAAAGCUACAGGCAUGCGGUGUUCAAACCAAGGAGCACCUGUCGUAUAUACACGAAGAGGACUUGGCGUUCCUGAACCCAGUUACACGAAGGAUGCUUAUCGAAAAGUUUCAUUCUGUGGGCACUGCUCCACCGGCGCAACCUGUUCCGCCAACGGCAACAGAAGCUGUAGCAGCGCGGGCUCCAUUGAGUGAAAAUAUUACUGUGCCAUGGGGUUCUUUUCCAAAUGAACUCGUGAAGGCUUGUGAAGAAGGUGCAAGGCCAAGAAAGUGUGAUUUAAAUGAAAUGGUACGAAUCGUCAGCAACAAAGUGUUAGAGGUCACGAGGAAUCCAGGCAGAAAAGUGCUGAGAGCUGUUGCCAGUGAAAUUGUUACUCGCUAUCCCAAAACUUUUCAAGAUGAACUUAACGGAACUGUGAUCGCAAGUGGACUUGAAACAUUACUCUGGAAACUUGAAAAUUGCAUAAACAACAAAAAGCGAGUUCCUUCUCUAAGUCUGUCGCUACGAAACAGCGAGGACGAAGAUGCGAAUGUAAAGAAACGAAAAGUCCAGAAGGAUUCAUAUGGUUGUGUGUCUUGGCAGCCCGAUUUGCCUGCAGGUGAAACGCGCGAGUGCCAGCAAAAGAAAAAAGAAGCAUUGCUAUCCGAGUUCAGACUUGUCGCCAAGAACAAGGAGCUGGUGACGCGGCUUAUGUUAGAGACUUAUCCUUCUCAACGUGAACUGAUCAACAAAUCUACGAAUAUUCUUGAUGUGAAGCGCCACUGGCCUUUUUUGUUUGAGAAGCAUCACCUGAGCUCGCACAUGAACACUCUGCUAGGAUAUGAUGUUUCGAAGACGUUUGAAGAGAAGCUUGUUAUUGUCGGCCAACACAUAUUUCGAUAUGCUCAUACCCAAGUGAAGAACGCUAGAGUGAAAGCAUGUCUCAAAGACAUCGCCAAUGCGAAGGCAACAAGAAAGUCCGCAGCCGUUGAAUACGAAGCUGCUCCUCUGCUGCUCCUGGCGCUGCUUGAUGAAGAUGACGAGUACUUCUUCAGGACAGUUGAGGAAAAUGCAAGUGAAGAUGACGUCGGAGAUGUGCCGUGCUCCCCCUUCAUCAUUGCCAAAGGAGGAAGCUUUCUGACUGCCGGGGCCUUUACCAUAUGCAUUGAUACCCAUGCUGUGAUAGAAGCUACCACACCGUGUGAGGCAUUCAAGCUGAUGUUCUUCACUCACUUCGCCUUUAAUAUAGUGUACCGCAAGGAGGUCAGCCUUACCCUGGAGUUCACACAAAGGGCAAUCGCAGCACUCAACCCAGACCGAGGGAGCAAGGUCCAAAAGUCAAGGAAGCAGCACUGCCUCACACCAAAAGUGGCGAACUUAAUCAAUGCUCUACGAGACUACGAAUUUUAAAUGUUUGACCGGAAAUUUUUCAUUGUCAUCAUGCAUAUAGAUGUGUGUGUAUCCAUUUCUAAAAGCCAGUUUGAAUCUACAGUGACAAGUUGUAUGCUGUUUUCAUAAU